Chelonoidis abingdonii (Abingdon island giant tortoise) is the source of this 1146-nucleotide messenger RNA. The record is from RefSeq and is a predicted model, not a curated record. NCBI's taxonomy places the organism in Eukaryota, Metazoa, Chordata, Testudines, Testudinidae.
UUCAGACCAGACUUGUUGAUCUCCAUUAAGAGACAGCACAAGGAAAGAGAGGCGCUUUCCUUUGUAUCUUUAAAACGAGAAAAUGUGGCUCCAUCUUGGAAUGUAAACGGGGGCGGAGGGAGAGAGCCUCAUCCAAGUGCAGGCCUUGGGAAGCUGCUUGCAAAAGGAUCCUGGGAAUAAUCUGCAGCUUUCCGGCGUCUGUGGACCCAUUUGCCUUGCUUCCCUUCCCCAGCCCUCCCAGCACUGGGGUUCUUGGACAUACUGGAAUAUUACUGUGAUCUCUCUGCCCAAGGCUUCCAGGGAGCCAGUGCAAACGGCCUCAGCUUGCUGAUCGCUUUCUGGCUGAUGCAGGAUGUAGCCACCCGUUAGGUUCCCUGUUGGCCGUCGACUGCCCGGCUUUGAUCCUUGGCGAAGAAGCUCUUUGGCAUGGAGGGGAAGGAGAACAGGUGAAGCCCGCCGGCUAGGAAGCGUGAGCGCCCGGCCCCGCGGAGCCUUCCCGAGGCAGCGAUGCCCGCGGGCAUGAACAAGCAUGGAUCUCGGUCGUCUACUUCUUUGCCUCCCGACCCCAUGGAGAUCGUUCGGAGCAAGGCCUGCUCCCGGAGGGUCAAACUCAACGUGGGGGGGCUGGCGCAUGAAGUUCUCUGGCGAACCCUGGACAGGCUGCCCCGGACCAGGCUGGGCAAACUGAGAGACUGCAACACGCACGAGUCCCUCAUGGAGAUAUGUGACGACUAUAACCUGGAGGAGAACGAGUAUUUCUUUGACCGGCACCCGGGGGCAUUCACGUCCAUCUUGAACUUCUACCGCACGGCCAAGCUGCACAUGAUGGAGGAGAUGUGCGCCUUGUCCUUCAGCCAAGAACUGGACUACUGGGGCAUCGACGAGAUCUACCUGGAGUCCUGCUGCCAGGCCAGGUACCACCAGAAGAAGGAGCAGAUGAACGAGGAGCUGAAGAGAGAAGCCGAGACGCUGAGGGAAAGGGAAGGGGAGGAAUUUGAUAACACCUGCUGCGCCGACAAGAGGAAAAAACUCUGGGAUCUUCUAGAGAAACCCAACUCUUCAGUAGCUGCCAAGGUAACUCUCAAAUCCCUGCUCACUAUUGCCCGUGGGGGGCUGAAACGGGUUCCUGACAGUCAACUGUCAUAA